GCAUCGGCGAAGGUCUCGUGACAAACAGCCAAGCAUUUUUUAAUAAUACUAAAGUAUAAAACGUCAAAUAAAAUACAUACUAAAUGUUAAUGUAAAAAAAAUUUCCUUAAUUAACCACAUAAUACUUUAAAAGUCCGCCGGUGUCUCUGGCGAUGGCCUUAUCCCCGGCCAGAUAUCCUCUUCUGUCUCCACACUACGCCCCCCUGCCGCCACCGGAUUCGACUCACGAACCAGAAAACCAUCAAACGGACAGUGACGACGACAGUAUUGACGUCACCAAUGAAGAAGAUUCUUCAUCGUAUUCUCCACCAGCGAACAGCUAUCCACAGAACUGUAUAUCUUAUGGGCCUCUGGGUAUAGAGAGUGCUGCGGAAACAGCCGCCAGACUUCUGUUCAUGGCGGUCAAGUGGGCGAGGAACCUGCCGUCAUUCGCUGGACUGGCCUUCAGAGAUCAGGUGACUCUAUUAGAGGAGGGUUGGUCAGAGCUGUUCCUAUUGAACGCUGUCCAGUGGUGCGCUCCACUAGACGCCGCAGCCAGCGCCCUCUUUGGAACAGAACACGACACUGGUGCUGGCGAGUGUCGGCGUCGUCUCCGCGCGGUGGUCUCUCGCUACCGUUCAGUCUUAGUUGAUCCCGCGGAGUUCGCGUGUAUGAAGGCCAUCGUGCUCUUCAAACCUGAAACCCGAGGUCUAAAAGACCCCCUCCAGAUCGAAAACCUUCAAGAUCAAGCUCAAGUGAUGCUAAUGACUCACACAAGGACAGCUCACGGCACGGCCCCCGCUCGGUUUGGGAGGCUCCUACUUCUUCUACCACUCCUCCGCCUCGUCACGCCACAGCAAUUGGAGAAGGAGUUCUUCGCGAAAACCAUUGGAGAAACACCCAUGGAAAAAGUACUCGCUGAUAUGUAUAAGAAUUAAGAACUAGUUGAGAAUACAUUUUCAAAACAUGUUUGAAAUAUAUAAAUGACAGAUGACACUUGUCACUUGUCAGUUGUCAGUUGACAGAUGACAGUUGACAGAAGAGAUCAGAAAAUAUUUGAACUUAAGUUUAGUUGACAUUAUGGAGGGUAGAAUUAAGGAGAACCAUCUCAGUGUAUUAAAAAGUGUCCGCUGAAAGGGAGCAAAUUAAGAUAGCGCCAUAGUACCAAAGGGAAAGAUUUUAAUUUUAUUUUUAUAGGUUAUAUUUACUAAAUAAUAUUGGACUACGUAAGUAGUUAAGAUUUUAAAUAUUGCUUAUUUCUUAAAACUACACAAGUCACGACAAGUAUUAAAUUUUCAACCGAACACACUUCACUCUGUUUAUAACUGCUAUUUUCAUAUCAUUUCCUUUUGCUACACUAGCGCUAGUUCUGUGAGUUUUCGAGUAAUAAUUAGCUGUUUACAAGUGGACACUUUUUUCAACUUGUCCCCAUACAAGGUGCUUCUCCUUACUUCUACCCUCCAUAGUUGACAUGCAAACGAGAAAAAUGAAUUAUUUAAGCAAUUGAAUAAUUCAAACAAUACAAAAGUGGAGAGGCCACUUAAAACAAUUAAUGUGAAAUAAAUUUUAACCACGAAAAUACAAGUCUUAAUAUUUUAAUGUCAACACUUUCAUCCGUUUAAGUUUCUAACAAUUCGAUAAUUGUAUAUAAAUAUUGUAUGAUUAUAUAGCUAGUUAACUUAGUGUAUAGUAAAUUAUGAUAAUUAUUAAACAUAAUGUAUAAUAUAAUGUAUACAUAAUUAUAAGUAAAAUAAUAUAUGUAUAAAUCCAUUUAUCAGGAUAAACUGGUUUGAUUGUAUUGUUAGAGAAUUUAAAGGAUAUAUUAUACAUAAUAGAAUGUAUCCUAUAAAAUAAAAAAUACCUUUUCGUAUAGGCUUGAAAUGUAAAUAAAUUCACGCUUUUAAUUUUAAAUUUAAAUCAUUCGAAUGGGUUACCUCACGUAAAAAAAAUAUAUGAUAUAAGUUUUUAUUAUUAAGCUUGCGCUAAAACUGCCAAAUGUAACCAUUUUAGCAGAACAUAAUUAAAUAAAUGUUAAAAUAGAUACGUGAACAU
Molecule: messenger RNA, 2031 nt
Organism: Danaus plexippus (monarch butterfly)
Lineage: Eukaryota; Metazoa; Arthropoda; Insecta; Lepidoptera; Nymphalidae
Product: photoreceptor-specific nuclear receptor-like
Exons: 7
Coding region: 153-917 (254 amino acids)
Biological process (GO): positive regulation of transcription by RNA polymerase II; anatomical structure development; cell differentiation
Molecular function (GO): nuclear receptor activity; RNA polymerase II cis-regulatory region sequence-specific DNA binding
Source: RefSeq, a predicted model, not a curated record